Dimorphilus gyrociliatus is the source of this 3441-nucleotide messenger RNA. The record is from the annotation of a GenBank genome assembly. Lineage: Eukaryota; Metazoa; Annelida; Polychaeta; Dinophilidae.
AGAUUUCUCCAGUUUUAUUAUUGAGUAUUUCGCUCAGUGUUUUUCCAAAAAAAAAUAGGUAUUUUUUUUUACCUUGCAACUUUACAAAUCAGUACUAGAUAAUUUCUACAUCAUCUUCCAAAAUGACUUGUUGCGGUGAGGAAUCGGAUGGGAAUGGCCUACCCAAAGAAUCUCUUAAAGUACAAAAACAAGGAUUUACAGAUAUUCCUUGUUGCCUAAUCUUUCUUGUCUUUGUUGGAGGAAUGGGCUACAUAGCUGCACAUGCUUUUAUUAAUGGAGAUAUUUACAGACUGUACUAUGGUUAUGACAGCUAUGGAAAUACUUGUGGUCGUAAAAAUUCUAAAAUUGAGUCACUACAAAAAUUCAAUAUUUCUAACAAUGGCAGAGAUAUGACCGAUAAAACAAAAGUAUUUUUUCUUGACAUAAAGAAUUUCAAAUCUGCAAUCUCUUUAUGCGUCAAAAAGUGUCCAGAAUCAACUUUGAGCAGCAACAAGGACAUUAAAAAUUUCGCAGAAAAAGCAGAUUCAAAUCUUUGUACUUAUGAAACUGAUGUUGAUGAAUACGAAAGCCAAGCUAACGGAAAAUUAGGCCCCUGCCCUAGUUUGCCUGUACUUGCAAGCACGUCAAUCUUAAGUCGAUGUGUACCCGAUUUGCUAAAAGCAAAGAAAACUUUAGAUCAAGCCAAUAGAACAAGAUUGGGAAAUGUUCUUACCGAAUACUUUAGUGAAGUUAGCGAAUUUCUAAGAGAAAGUGUCCUAGAUUUCGUAAAAAAGUGGAAAGAAGUACUGAUUGUCUGCGCAAUUACUAUAGUUCUAGCCUUUAUUUUCGUUUUUAUAUUAAGAUUCAUUGCUUCAGUUGUAGCCUAUUUGUCUAUGAUAAUAGCUGUUGUUGGUGCUAUAGCUGGUACAUUAUUUGUAUGGUGGAAAUUUUAUGAUAUUAUAAAAAGAGAAGAAAAAUUAAAAGAUUACUCAAUCCCAUUUAUAAACUUAGACGUAUCAAAUAAAAAAGUGUUUCUUGGCCUUGGGAUAUUUUUUUCCAUUUGCACGAUCAUUUUAAUUUUAAUAGUAGUUGUUAUGUUCAAAAGGAUAAGAUUAGUGGCUGCAUUAUUUCAUGAAGCUGGAAAAGUUUUUAUGAACACUCCGACAUUGUUAUUUCAGCCUGUGUGGACUCUUCUUGUCUUGGGUGUAUAUCUCUUGUUUUGGGCAAUGAGCAUGGCUUUUCUUGUUUCAUCUGAGCCGCCAAAGUAUAGAAAUGACACAAUGACGGUUGAAUUUAAAAGAGAUACAAAGCUAACUAUUUUCUACGCUUACUAUUUUGUUGCUUUGAUAUGGAUUUGUGAAUUUAUUAUUGCCUGCCAACAAAUGGUUGUCGCUGGAACUGUAACAGAUUGGUAUUUUGAUAGAGAAAAAGAAUUUGCAACCUUUCGAGUCUUGCGAUCGACAAAAAAUCUAAUCUUAUUUCAUUUAGGAUCAGUUGCUUUUGGCUCUUUCAUCAUCUUGCUUGUCAAAUUACCUCGAGCUAUUCUUAUGUAUAUCGAUCAAAAAACCAGAGGGAAAAAAACAAAAUGUGCAGAAUUUAUGUUGAAAUGUUGCCAGUGCUGUCUCUGGUGCUUAGAAAAGGCUUUGAAAUUUUUAAAUGAGAAUGCUUACACAAUCAUCACAAUUAGGAAAACAAAUUUUUGUAAAUCAGCUUGCAUAGCUCUAAAGAUAAUUGCAUCAAACAUUUUGAGAGUUUCUGCUAUCAAUUGCGUGGGUAAUUUUAUUUUGUUUCUCGGUAAAAUCGGUAUAACUGCUAUUGGUGUUGGUGUAACUAUUGUUUGGCUAAAGUUUGUUCGUGGAGUUGAUGUGGGUUCAAGAGAUGAUCUGGAAUUAUGGGGUAUACCAGUAGUUUUUAUGUGCGUUUUUAGCUUUUUGAUAGCUCACUGCUUCUUAUCAGUCUAUGAUAUGGUAAUCGAUUCUUUACUGUUAUGUUUCUGUGAAGAUAUGCGUAUAAAUGAUGGAAGUGAAGAAAAGCCUUAUUUUAUGAAUAAAAGUCUCUUGGUAGGAACAUUUCUUGAUUUAUCUUUUUUUUUUCAGCCGAAGAUCGUUUUUUCGAAAGAUAAUAAUUACAGAAGCAUUACCAAUUUAAUUGAAAUAGGUAUUCGUUGAAGACUAUUCGCAAAAUCCACAGUUAAAUAGUUCAAUAAAUCCAAUCAGCAUCCAGAUAACAGAAAGCUGUUCAAGUCAAAUUACGUAAGAAUUGUAGGAUGUUGUUUAAAACUUUUGUGACAUUUCAUAAUCUCUAUCAAAUUAUCUGUAUCUGAAAUGAAAUUGAUCGGAGAUAAUUUGUCUUAAUCUUUCUAUGGAACAGUAAGGUCAAAAUUAGGUUGUCUUGAACUUGUAUCUGUCUUGUGUUGGACACCGAUUUUUAGGGACUUUACAUUUUACUUGAACAGGCCGUGUUUUAAGAAUAUCAAAUGACAUGACAUGAUGUAUUUUCAAACAUUCCUUGUUCUAUAUUCACAAUUGGUAAUAUUUCAAAACAAACUUUAACAGGAGGCUGUGAAUCUAGUUAACGAAACUUUAAAAAAAGAGGACGGUAUGUCUCAUUCGGAGGAUGUGGAGAUGACGGAAAAAAGCGGACUUAAAGCGGGCGAAGACAAAACAUCUUAAUAGUUUGUGUUAUUGUUAAGAAUUGUUACUUUUUUUCAAAAUUAUAGACAGAUUUUCUUUUCCCUUCCAAUCUAUAGUAUUAAUGAGUUUUAGAUAUCUUUUCAUCCUUUAACUGUUUUAAUUUAGUUUGCCUAAUUCCUAUAAUUUUUGGCUUUGAGAUUUAUAUUUUUUGAGUCUAACUUCCAAGCAAUCUAAGACUUUCAAUCAAAAUGUUGUGACUCAUAUUUUUGUGCUUAAACAUGUGCUCACUUUACCACUUUCUUUAUUCGAAUUUGACAAAUUUAUUUGUUUUGCAGAAAAUUACAAAAGCCUCAGAACAACAUAACAACUCUAACUGACCAAGCGUCAACAUUUACCUGAGCCUUUUAUUGAUGAUAUAGCUUGAUAUAGAUAAUUGUUAAGCUUUAGCAAACUAGAUCUGCUUUUAGAUGUCUUUUUUCUCGAGAUUAAAUUGGUUCAUACAAUAUAUUAUAUUUGUAUACAUGAUGUUGUAGUAUGUUUAAAGCUAUUACUAGACUUAAAACUAUUAUGCUUAAGAUUUGCAUUUUUAUAUUUGCUCUUUCAAAGUCUUAUUUCUUUACCAAAAUAUAUGAAUGAUCUGAACAUUUGUAAACUAAGUCUUCUAAGAUCUUCAAUAAACUAAAAGAACUCUUUAUCAUUGAUUUGAAGACAUUCUUUCUACGAUCCGACUCGAUUACGAAAUCUAAUUAACUAAAAAAGUUUCUCUUGAUGAUAAAGGUUUCAUAUUAGCAUAUGCGUAUUAAAAACAGACAAUAUCCUAUGAUCUUCA